AUGAUUCGAGAAAUGUAUAAUAUCCUGGUAGUUGUAAAUUUGUUUGCCUACUCGUUGUAUGUAUCUGGGAAAUGUUUCAGAAAAUAUGAAAAAUAUGGAACAUGUUUCUGCGCGUGUGAUUCAUCUUUUGAAAAUCUGACUCUGUCCAGGUUCUCAUCUGCGGAGGCCCUCAUGUUGUGUUCAAUGAGAUGUUCGCGAACGAGCAGCUGUGUGGCUUACAACUUCUUCAAUGCACCCAACCAGUGCCAACUAUUCAACCGAACGAUAGAUAAAUUCUCUGUCGUGCCAAGUUGUCAAUAUUUUUGUGAUACAAAUAAUUUUGGAGUAGAUUUUGUAUUGAGUAGAAAUUUGUCGAUAACUGUGGAUAACGUUCUCGUUGAAUUUUACGUCAACGGUGUACCAGUAAAUGUUGCAACCUACUUUCCAAAUGCUAAUGAUUGGACAGUGUUUGACACCUACACACUGACCACGGGUGCCACCCUUCUUGCAGUCAAGUCCCAUAACUCCGGAGGAUUUAGUGGUUUGAUGGCCAAAACAGCAGAUAAUUACAUCCUGACUAACUCUUCCUGGAAAUGUACCAACAACUCAUACGAUGGCUGGUACGAAGUGGAUUACGAUGAUUCAUUCUGGCCUGAUGCUGUCGUAGGGAGGAGAAAAAAAUUUUAUAAUGAUGCCUAUUCAUGGUUCAAUCCAGCCCAGUGGAUCACAGAUUUAACCGAUUGUGCUAAUUGCUAUGCGGAUUUUUAUUGCCGUAAACAUUUUUAA
Helobdella robusta is the source of this 765-nucleotide messenger RNA. RefSeq lists its product as hypothetical. The record is from RefSeq and is a predicted model, not a curated record. Bases 1 to 765 code for a protein of 254 amino acids. NCBI's taxonomy places the organism in Eukaryota, Metazoa, Annelida, Clitellata, Rhynchobdellida, Glossiphoniidae. The transcript is spliced from 3 exons.